Messenger RNA from Chara braunii, 1630 nucleotides. The record is from the annotation of a GenBank genome assembly. Lineage: Eukaryota; Viridiplantae; Streptophyta; Charophyceae; Charales; Characeae.
CUCUGGAACUCUCCUGCCUGAUGCAAUCGAAGCUGCGAGCAGUUUGGACUAAAGCCAAAUUUGUCGCAUGCAUUCUGCAUAACCACCGUCGAGCAGCAUUAGACCCACAACCUGUAUGCUGCUGUGACCAGUUCGACUUGCCCAAAAUUAACGGGCAUGUCCGGGUCAGGAUGAAUGAUAUUCCAGAAGUUUCCACCUUCUUGCACAAUUCGAAGAACAUUCCAUAUCCUGGCAGGCUAGCCAGUAUUGAUGUAAUUAACAGCUCUUGCAGACACUCUUUAUCGGUGCUGAGAAAGAUCGGGGUUAAUGAAGAACUCAGGAUAUCACCCACCAAGAUCGGUAGAACCGGACCAUCCAUACCAGCUGGUACCAUUCUCACUGAGUAUGUUCUCGGCGUAAAGAAAGCCUUCGAAGGGCUCGGCUUGUCGCCCUUGGAUCGAAACCCAGAAGCAACACUGGUAGAAUGCCCUGUCCUGUACUACAAUGGUAUGGUGCGCACCUUUAAUGGGAUUCCUGAUUUUGAACACAUCAACAAAACAGAUCAUACGAUCCUGACAGAAAUGAAGAAAGAGUACAAGAAAGAGAAACUACACAAGAUUGCAAAGUGGGAUAACAAAGGAGUCAUUCAGAACGCAUUCAUCAUGAGCAAAGACAAAGACAUCGAGAAGAAGAGACCAAUCUGUCCCUCGUUUGCCAGCCCUUUGAGAUUUGCAGGACGGUUCGUUGUACAAUGUCUGAAUUGUUUUUUCCGAAACUUCAAAGGAAAGAACUUUAACCUUUCAUAUGGAAAGGAAUUGAAAGAGGACUUAAACAACAUCAACAGAAGAAUUGAACAAGAUGAAUUGCAAGUGAUUGCACAAACAUUUGACAUAAAAGAAAUGUUUUCACAAAUCCCGCACGAGGAAGUUCAAGAUGCGGUACAUUGGAUCAUUGGAGAAUUUAAGAACAAAGGGAAACACUGGAUCAGAUACAAGACGAGGGGUAAGGGCGCCACAUUUUGCAAAUCGGCUCAGGAAAAAGGAUGGAAAUCAAUCAGGCUGAACGACAUCGAUAAACUGGUGAACUUCAUUUUGAAGAACGUGGUUUUCAAAUCUGUUGGCACCGUUCUAAAGCAAAACAAAGGAGUACCUAUGGGGGGACAAGCUUCACCACCUUUGGCGAAUCUGGUUUGCAUGUUUUCCGAGAAUAAAUUUCUUAAAAGCCUCGGCAAGGAUGAGAGAUUUAUCCACGGGAAGAGGUAUUUUUACGAGCAUUCUCCCGUGUCUAGCUUUUGCUCAGAAUGCAGAGAUGAUAGGAGCGGGCUCUUUUUGGAGGCCAUUGUUGCUCUGCAUGGGCCAUCUCUUGUGUUGCCCAUGUUAUGUCCCUGCCUUGACACGUGCGUUCCGAUACCAAAUUAGAGUGAAAUACGGCCUCAGUGAGGAACCGUGUGACGACUGCUGCACUCAUCUCUGGUGCCUUCCAUGUGCACUUUGCCAGGAACAGCGCGAGAUUAAGUAUCAGAUAGCUCAUGCAAAUCAUACAGCAAAUGGGCCUAUUUAUGAACUGCCUCCUUGGGCACCUGGGUGCUUCCAGCUGCACACGAUCGAACACCUCCACACAACAGUUGCUCCAAUCAAAAAGCACCAUUCUG